AUGACAUACUCUGUAGGGAGUUCCAGAGAGGGCAGUGUUUCAGAAAGGUGCUCAGAUAUUUCUAAUACUAUAAAGGAAAAAGAUACACAAAACAUUGUUUCUGAAGAAGAACUAGCUCAGUUGACUCAUAUUCAACCACGGAUUUUCAACUUUGAUAAGCAAUCGGCCUUCAAGGAUUAUCUGAAAAUUCUUGAGAAAAAAGGAGUAUAUGGUAUCACUCAGGAGUUUAGGGUAAGUAUAUUGAUCUUAGCAGAAUUUGAAUUUGAUGUUUCUGUUUCUGUAAUAGAUGAUUCAACACGUGUUGUUCUUCAAAAAAACCCGGACUACAUUAAUGCCAGUUAUAUUAGAAUAAUCAAUCAUGGAGAACAAUAUUUUUAUAUUGCUACUCAAGGACCACUGCCAGACACCACAGAUGACUUUUGGCAAAUGGUUUUUGAACAUAAUUCUAAUGUUAUUGCUAUGGUAACCAGAAAUAUAGAAGAUGGAAUUACCAAAUGCCACAAUUACUGGCCCAUUUCUCAAGAGGAGCCUUUGGAAUUGACACAGUUUCGGAUCUGUCUGAAGAACUACCAGAUACUUGCAUUUUUUAUCAUCCGAAUGUUUCAAGUUGUAAAUAAAUCUACAGGAACUAGUCUCACUGUGAAACACUUACAGUUCACUAACUGGGCAGACCAUGGGAUUCCUGCCUCAACAGACUGCUUCAUAAAGUAUGUCCGGUAUGUGAGGAAGAGCCACUGCACAGGGCCCAUGGUUGUGCACUGCAGCGCUGGUGUUGGCCGGACUGGGGUGUUCAUAUGUGCAGACGUCGCAUUCUGUGCCAUUGAAAAGAACUAUUUAUUUGACAUCACGAAUAUAGUGACACAAAUGAGAGAGCAACGUUACGGCAUGAUUCAGACAAAGGAGCAGUAUUGCUUUACCUAUGAAAUUAUCCUCAAAGUCCUUAGGAAACUUCUGGUUUUAGAAUAG
Molecule: messenger RNA, 966 nt
Organism: Octodon degus (degu)
Lineage: Eukaryota; Metazoa; Chordata; Mammalia; Rodentia; Octodontidae
Gene: Ptpn20
Product: protein tyrosine phosphatase, non-receptor type 20
Exons: 7
Coding region: 1-966 (321 amino acids)
Biological process (GO): protein dephosphorylation
Cellular component (GO): cytoplasm; cytoplasmic side of plasma membrane
Molecular function (GO): protein tyrosine phosphatase activity
Source: RefSeq, a predicted model, not a curated record